AUGGGGAUAGCGGGGUGGGGAGGUAAGAUGAAGGAGAGGUUUGAGGGGGUGUUGGCUGGGAAUUUUAAUAGUUGGAAGGGAGUGGAGUUUAUGGAGGAGGGAUGGUUGGAGGCGGCGGGGGUUAUGGAUGGGAUUAUGAAGGGACCUGAAGGUGGAAAGUUGUUUGGGGCUUUGGCUACGAAGAAUGGAUUUGAGGAGUAUAAAAAGCCGGUGAAAGGACCAAAGAAUCUGGAAGGGUCAAAAGGAGAAUCAAGAGAAUCCACACAGCCAGAAAUCGAGGAAGAUUUAGAACCAUCAGAAUCGGUUGCCGCAACCUCUGUAGCCCCAGAAACUACCUCCAUCCCAGCAGUCUCAGAAACAUCGCAAGUCCCCGAGCCAUCAGAACCUAACCCUACCACCUCAACAAACCCACCCCCCUCCAUAAUCUACCUCACCUCCGACUCCCCAAACACCCUGACCACCCUCACCCCAAACACAACCUACAUAAUCGGCGGAAUCGUCGACAAAAAUCGACACAAAGGACUCUGCUACAAGCGAGCCUGCGACGCCGGCGUCGCAACCGCCAAAUUACCCAUUGGAGAAUACAUGACGAUGCAAAGUCGGACUGUGUUGACGGUGAAUCACGUCAUGGAGAUCAUGAUACGGUGGUUAGAGACGGGGGAUUGGGGGGAGGCGUUCUUGAAGGUUAUUCCGAAGAGGAAGGAGGCGAAGUUGAGGACGAAGGGGAGGGAUGGUGAGGGUGAGGGUGAGGAGGGGGAUGAGGGUCAUGAUGAGAAACAUGAUGAGGAACAUGAUGAGGAACAUGAUGAGAAUGAAAAAAGUGGAAACGAGAGUGAAGAUGGUGAUGAAGGGGGAGUUUCUCUUGAAGCUGAACAGACAGGAGGGGAAAAGAUGUCCGAACGGGAGCUCAGAAAAUGA
Molecule: messenger RNA, 918 nt
Organism: Sclerotinia sclerotiorum 1980 UF-70
Lineage: Eukaryota; Fungi; Ascomycota; Leotiomycetes; Helotiales; Sclerotiniaceae
Exons: 1
Coding region: 1-918 (305 amino acids)
Biological process (GO): tRNA N1-guanine methylation
Cellular component (GO): cytosol; nucleoplasm; nucleus
Molecular function (GO): tRNA binding
Source: RefSeq, a predicted model, not a curated record